GGUCAUUAUUUUGAAUGCGCCUGUGACGUCAUCACUGUGCGCGCUGCUGCGCUGGGAGGGAGGAGGUGGCGGAUGCCUCUUCGAAACAGAGCGCUGUCGUUUACCUAGGACUUGGUUUUCCUCUCACACUGCUAAAAAGCAGCUGUCGGGAUGCCAAAGAAGUUCCAGGGUGAGAACUCCAAGGCGGUCACUGCCAGAGCCCGCAAGGCUGAAGCCAAGGCAGUGGCCGAUGCCCAGAAGAAGAAGGCAGAAGAGGACGCCCUCUGGCAAGAAACAGACAAACAUGUACUGAAAAAAGGGCAGAGAAAGGAUGACAAGGAGAAGAAGCGGUUGGAGCUUCUCGAGAGGAAAAAGGAAAACCAGCGGCUCCUUGAUGAGGAGAUGGCCAGGAUAAAAGGAAAAGCUCAGAAGGAGGCGGGAUCUGGUGGAAAAGUGACCCGUGCCGAAAUUCAGGAGAUGCUUCAAAAUGAGCAGCAACAGCUGGAGACCAAGCCAAAAGAGAAAAGCCACCUGGAGACGCCUCUGGAGGAGAAUAUUAACAGAGUCAUAGCUGAAGAAGGAGCUGAGGAAGCCCGGACAAUAGAAGACGCCAUUGCUGUGCUCAGCACGGGGCCGGAGGACCUGGACCGUCAUCCGGAGCGCAGGAUGAAAGCAGCGUUUACUGCCUUUGAGGAAGCAAACAUGCCCCGGCUAAAAAUGGAGAACCCCAACAUGAGGCUGUCGCAGUUAAAGCAGCAGCUGAAAAAGGAGUGGGCUAAAUCCCCCGAGAACCCUCUGAACCAACGUUUUUCCUCCUACAACUCAAAGUGAAUUUGUUUUUCCUUUUUUUUUUCACAAUGUCGCUUACAAUCACUGCUUAGGCAAUUUAGAGACUUUGAUUGGAAAACUAAUAAUUCGACUUAACAAAAACCAGUGUCGCUGAGGAGAGCUUCAUCAGCAAGCACCCAGUAACAUCUUCUCCUGUGCCAGAGGACUUGACUCUCCUUGUUUCAUUUAGUAGUAAGGAAAAACUGAUUUUCUUCCUCCAAAAUAACAAGUGUUUAUCAUGUUUGUGCACAUGGCCUCCAAUGAGGCAACUCAGCAUCUCAUGAAUUAAAGUACUUUUUUUUUUUAGUCCUUCUGGGAAGGAGGGAAGCCAGAUAUUUGGGAAUAACUUAUUAAAGUUCACGGCUGAAUCAUCAA
Messenger RNA from Fundulus heteroclitus (mummichog), 1182 nucleotides. RefSeq names its product coiled-coil domain containing 124 (gene ccdc124). Bases 151 to 810 code for a protein of 219 amino acids. The transcript has 5 exons. Lineage: Eukaryota; Metazoa; Chordata; Actinopteri; Cyprinodontiformes; Fundulidae. Gene Ontology annotation, biological process: transcription by RNA polymerase II. Gene Ontology annotation, molecular function: transcription coactivator activity. The record is from RefSeq and is a predicted model, not a curated record. Gene Ontology annotation, cellular component: nucleus.